AUUAUCUAAUACGGUGUACACGUAACCUUCGCUUAAAACCUUCGACAAUGUCAUUAUAAUCAGACAUUUAAAAACAUGUAUGUGUCCCCUAGAUUAACCAGUGUAUAAAUAAUGAGACUGAUAAAUAAAUAAAAUAAAUUAUUAUAAAAAAACUUUUUCACUUACCACCAUAGUAAUUAACAAUCAGUUUUAUUUGCAAUUUGGCUGAGAUGGUUGCGCCAGUUCUGAGACAAAUAUGGACAGUGACCCCAACUAUAUUAGCUCACUUCAGUGGUGGCGUCAUCUUGUCGUACCCGUCAUGUUUAAUCCCCGGGUUAAAAGCUGUAGACUCUUCCAUCAAAGUGGAUGUUAGCACAGCGUCGUGGCUUGCUUCAUCAGUGGCAAUCGGCAUGGUGAUUGGCAUCAUUCAGUCAACAUACAUACUAAACAAAUUGGGUCGCAAGAUUGCUCACAUGCUUGCAGUGGUGCCUGCCAUCGUUGGCUGGACCCUCAUCUACUUUGCAGCUGAUGUCACUUGGCUCAUCGUUGGAAGAAUUCUUGGAGGACUGAGCACAUCUGCAACAUUUAUUGUGGCGUGCUGCGUCAUCUCCGAAUACACUGCGCCAGAAAUCAGAGGCCUAAUAUUCAGUCUGAAGACAACUUCUUUCGUUUUUGCUUCUCUCCUUGUACACAUUCUGGGAAUGUUAUUUCACUGGAGAACUAUAGCUUUGAUUUCAAAUAUGCCAUUACUAGUGUCUUUAGCGAUUAAUUUUACUUGGGUUGAAAGCCCAGCCUGGCUGGCAUUGAAAGGGUCGACUAAAAAGAGUGAAGAGACAUUCUAUUGGCUGAGGGGCGCCAGUAACAGGUCCGUGAAGGAGUUUGAAGCUAUGAUACAAGCACAGGAUAAACGGAAACAAAACACAAUACAGCCAAUAAGUUUGAAAGACAAAAUUAUAUAUUUUUACGUGAUAUGUACAAAGAAAGAUUUUCUAAAGCCCAUGAUGGUAUGUAUUUGUAUGCUGGGAUGUCUGGAGACAUCGGGACGCCAUAUUUUUCCAGCAUUUUCAACUAUAAUUAUGGCAGAAAUCCUUCCAAAGAACAUGGAUGCGUCAGUCUACAUAAUAAGCUUUGAUAUUAUUGCUUUAGUCGGAAACAGCAUCUCAUCCAUGCUGAUUAAGAUUUUAAAUCGCAGAACAAUGACGUUUCUAAGCGGGAUACUAUCUUUUGUAGCUUUAUGUACAUUUUCUUUAUAUGGUUAUUUAAUUCACGCUGGUUUAGUGACAAGUAAACCUUGGGUAUUAGUAACAAUUCUAAUUAGCUAUCUGACGGUUUCAAAUAUAGGUAUAUCUUCGUUACCUUUAGUUAUCAAAGGUGAAGUAUUUCCACUUUAUAUAAGAGAAACCGGUUUAGCAUUAGCAUCCAUUUGUACAUCAAUUUCAGCAUUCAUUAUUUUAAAAACUACUUUAAUUUUGUUCACCAAUAUAACAGUAUUUGGAACGUUUGCAGUGUUGGCAAUUAUUUUACUAUCGUGUCUUGUUUAUUUGUACUACAAUUUACCAGAAACCAGAAAUAAAACAAUGCAAGAAAUUGAGGACUAUUUUAUCUAUGGAAGCUUUGUUGAUAGGAAUAUUAAAAUAGAGAAUGCUGUAGAUACUGAAGUCACAAUUACUUCCAACAAUGCAUCAGAACAAGACAAGCUGGUUAAACACUAGUAAUUAUGUAAAUUAAUAACAGUAAUGU
Molecule: messenger RNA, 1719 nt
Organism: Plutella xylostella (diamondback moth)
Lineage: Eukaryota; Metazoa; Arthropoda; Insecta; Lepidoptera; Plutellidae
Product: facilitated trehalose transporter Tret1
Biological process (GO): transmembrane transport
Cellular component (GO): membrane
Molecular function (GO): transmembrane transporter activity
Source: RefSeq, a predicted model, not a curated record